AUGUACAACAACAGUGCUAACGCUGCUGAGACUAAGUGCAAUGCCACUAAUGUGACAUUUCAGUCCACUCUCUAUGCAACCACCUACAUCCUCAUAUUUAUCCCUGGUCUUCUGGCUAACAGUGCGGCCUUGUGGGUUCUGUGCCGCUUCAUCAGCAAGAAAAAUAAAGCCAUCAUUUUCAUGAUCAACCUCUCUGUGGCUGACCUAGCUCAUGUGCUCUCCUUACCCCUCCGGAUUUACUACUACAUCAGCCACCAGUGGCCUUUCCAGAGGACCCUUUGCCUGCUGUGCUUCUACCUGAAAUAUCUCAACAUGUACGCCAGCAUUUGCUUCCUGACCUGCAUCAGCCUUCAGAGGUGCUUCUUUCUCCUCAAGCCCUUCAGGGCCAGAGUCUGGAAGCGUAGGUAUGAUGUGGGCAUCAGUGCUGUCAUCUGGGUCAUUGUGGGCACUGCCUGUUUGCCAUUUCCCAUCUACAGAAGCACAGACUUAGCCAACAAUACUGAAUUCUGCUUUGCUGAUCUUGGAUAUAAGAAAAUGAAUCCAGUGUCUCUUGUUGGGAUGAUCACAGUUGCUGAGCUAGCAGGAUUUGUGAUUCCAGUCAUCAUCAUCACAUGGUGUACCUGGAAAACCACCAUAUCCUUGAGACAGCCAAUGGCUUUCCAGGGAAUCAGUGAGAGGCAGAAAGCAUUGCGUAUGGUUUUCAUGUGUGCUGCAGUCUUCUUCAUAUGCUUCACUCCCUAUCAUAUUAACUUUAUUUUUUACGCCAUGGCAAAAGAAGAUAUUAUUAGCAGUUGUUCCAUUGUCAAAAGCACGCUGUAUUUUCACCCUUUUUGUCUAUGCCUUGCAAGUCUUUGCUGCCUUUUGGAUCCAAUUCUCUAUUAUUUCAUGGCCUCAGAGUUUCGUGACCAACUCUCCCGCCAUAGCAGUUCUGUGACCCGUUCCCGCCUCAUGAGCAGGGAGAGUGGUUCAUCAAUGAUUGGUUAA
This is a messenger RNA of Pipistrellus nathusii (Nathusius's pipistrelle), 984 nucleotides long. The record is from the annotation of a GenBank genome assembly. NCBI's taxonomy places the organism in Eukaryota, Metazoa, Chordata, Mammalia, Chiroptera, Vespertilionidae.